This is a messenger RNA of Funneliformis geosporum, 4029 nucleotides long. The record is from the annotation of a GenBank genome assembly. NCBI's taxonomy places the organism in Eukaryota, Fungi, Glomeromycota, Glomeromycetes, Glomerales, Glomeraceae.
AUGAAAAAUUAUAUAAAGCAAGAUCCUUUAUACAGUGAUGCUGCAAGAACAACUGAAAAUGAUGAUAAACCUGUGAUGAAACCUUCAUUACGAAUAAAAUCCACUUCUUUUUUUCACAUCUUUCGAUUUGCAACAUUAUUUGAUUAUGUUCUCAUGACAUUAGGAACCUUCUUUAGUAUGUUAAGUGGUCUGAUAAUUCCUCUCAUGUCGAAUUUCCUUGGCGACAUAUUUGAGGUGUUCACGGAAAGAGAAACUGGAAUUAUAACCAAACAAACAUUUGACCGACGAAUCAAUUCCUUGUUACUUAAUUUUACACUGUUGGGAAUCGGUUCUUUUAUACUUAUAGCUUGCAUGAUCACGUGCUGGUCGUGGACUGGUGAAAGGCAAGCAAAACGAAUGAAGUUGAUUUAUUUUAAUUCCUUAUUAAAAAUGGGUAUUAGUUAUUUUGAAGUAAAUGAUGUAACCUCUGGUGGAUUAUUAACAAGUGUGAAUAAAGAUACCGAAGACAUAAAAACCGUCAUAUCUGAUCAUUUAGGAUCCUUUAUUCAAUAUGUUGUCAUAAUAUUAAGUUGUUUUAUAUUGGCCUUCACGAAAAAUGCCAUUCUUACCCUCGUGAUAUUAGCUUCGAUCCCACUUGUCUUUGUUACGAUCGCUUUAACUUCCCGUAGUGCAAACCCAUUAGUCGUAAAAGAACGUGACCUUUUUGUAAAAGCCGGUAAUAUACUUGAAAAUGCCCUCGCAGCCAUCAAAACAAUUCGAGCAUUUAAUGGAGAAGCAAAAGAAGAAAAGAAACAUUAUGAAUGCUUGCAAGAAGCAAAUGAUAAUGUUUCGGCUCGACUGGCAUGGGUGUAUGCCAUUAGGGCGGGGCUAAUACAAUUUUUGACAUUAUCCUUAUUCAUUCAAGGGUUUUGGUUUGGUUCAAUAUUAGUAGCUGACAAAAAAUUGGCACCGGGUGGUGUAGUUAGCGUAUUUUAUGCAAGUUUAUUAGGGUUAACUAAUUUAGAACAGUUAUUUCCCAGGCUAAUCGCAAUGUCAAAAGCGAAGAAUGCUAUACGCGUCAUAAACGAAUUAUUAGGGAGGACGUCAAUGAUGAAUCUUCAACAUCUGAAUGGGGUUAAAUUACCUGAAAUUAAAGGGAACAUAAAAUUCAAUCAAGUAAGUUUCUCAUACCCUAGUCGUCCGGAUGUGUCAGCAUUGAGAGGGGUUACCUUAAAUAUUCCGGCGGGAAAGACGACCGUAUUUGUUGGACAAAGUGGUUCGGGUAAAUCCACCAUAACUCAAUUAAUUCAAAAACUUUAUGAACCGAGCAAUGGUUUGAUCUUAUUAGAUGAAAGUGAGCUAAAAAUAAUUGACACCACUUGGCUGAGACAGCAGAUCGGUGUCGUAAGUCAAGAACCCGUUCUCUUUGAUGAUACCAUUUUCAAAAAUGUUGCUUAUGGAAGAGCCGAUUAUUUGAAUGUGACGAUGGAUGAGGUCAUUCAGGCUUGUAAACUCGCAUGCAUUCACGAAACUAUUGAAUCUCUUCCAAAUGGUUAUGAGUAUCAUUUAAGCCAUAUGGGCAAAAACCUUUCCGGAGGUCAACGUCAAAGAAUUGCGAUCGCUCGAGCCCUAAUCAAAGAUCCGAGCAUUCUUAUAUUGGAUGAGGCAACAAGCGCGCUCGAUUUGACUUUAGACUCAAAAGUACAAGAAGCUCUCGAGAAUUGUCGGAAAAAUCGAACUACAAUUGUUGUCACGCAUCAUCUAAAACAUAUUCGUGACACGGACUUGGUUUACGUAAUGCACGAGGGUGAAAUCGUAGAGUCCGGAACAAAAUCCGAAUUAUUGAAUAUUAAUGGACAUUAUAGUAACCUUGCAAAUGAAUAUCACCUAGAUCCAAAACGUAAUACGAAUGAAUUGAACAAUAUUGAUUUUAGAUUAAAGAGGCGUUUUACGUUAGGAUUACCAAGUAGUGCAAGAAUGGGCUUCAUGUCAUUUGCUCAUAAGGUUACCACCACUACCCUUAAACGUUCUCAACGCGUCCAAAAGGGUCAAACGAGGUGGAGACAAUCCAUUCUCGAUGAAUAUAGUGAUAAUAACAACGUGAGCGUCAAAAGAACAGCGACGCAAAGAACCAUAAACGAUAUUAUUAGCUAUUAUGAGAAUAUGAGUGGAGAACCCGCGGAAACUUACUCUGAUAGCCGCACUUCCCUAUACGAUAUUCUUAGUUAUUAUGAGGAGAAUAUUGACGGAGAUAUUGUAAACGUCAUUGUAACAAACUCCGAUGAAUCAUCAACUACUAAACAGCCCAAAUUGAACCUCUUUAAAUUUAUAAGAGAAACUAUGGAUAAAAGAAUGCUUUAUACGAUUGGUAUUUUUAGUGCAUUAAUAAAUGGAAUUGUUAAUCCCGCAUUCUCAUUUGUCUUAUCAAAUCUAUUAAAUACGUAUUCAAUACCCAACAGAAAUGAGCUUCUCAAAAAUUCAAGAAUAUUGGCCAUCUAUGUACUUUUAAUUUCCGUGGUAUUGGGAGUGUCUGCAUUUUUCAAGUAUUUGUUGCUUGAAAGAGCGUCAGAACGAUGGGCAAUUCGUUUAAGGCACAUUGGAUUUGGAAACGUGAUACGUCAACCGCAAUCAUGGUUUGAUAAAUCAGAAAAUGCUACGGGCAAAUUGACUACGAUGCUUAUUUCAGAUUUUCAAACGGCGAAAUCUCUAAUUGGACAUUUUGUCGGAAAUGUUAUCGUUGAAUUGGUUUCAAUUAUUGGUGGAAUGAUUUGGUCUUUGGUGGUGGGAUGGAAAUUAACUUUGGUCGGAUUCGGGUUGGUUCCCGUUUUACUAUUAGUUUCGGAAUUACCUAAAUACAUUUUACAAAAAUACGAUUCGAAACAAAAAAUUGCGAUCGAAGCUGCGGCAAAUGAAUUUUAUCAAGCCAUCUCAAACAUUAGAACCGUUUAUUCUCUCGCCGUUGAAUCGGUCAUGGAAAGUAAAUUUCAAACGGCACUCCAGAGACCUUUCCUGAUUGGGGUCAAAAGGGCAUUCAUCUCUGGAUUAUCUGCGGGAUUUUUGGAAGGGUUGACAUAUUUAACCAAAGCGAUAACAUUUUGGUAUGGAGCUCAAUUAGUCUCACAAGGAGUUUACGAUCUUAAAACGAUGCUGACGGUUUGGACUUUGGUUAUCUUUUGCACAUCUUCUGCUUCGCGAAUCCUUUCUACAAUCCCGUAUUAUUCAAAGUGUAAACAAGCCAUCAAAUCUAUUCAGUACAUAAUUAAUCUUCCAACCGUUCCGAAUGACGUUGGCGUUCGUCCUGACAACCUGCAGGGCGCGAUUAUAUUUAAGGAUGUAAACUUUUCAUAUCCUGAAAGACCUAAUGGUAAAAUUAUUGAUGGAUUAAACCUAACUUUGGAACCCGGGAAAUCCGUUGCUCUAAUAGGAAAAAGUGGGAACGGGAAAUCGACCAUUGCCGCCUUAUUACAGAGAGUUUAUGAACCAACAUCUGGAUCGAUCACGUUAGAUGGUGAGGAUAUUAAAGGUAUUCAAUUAAAAUGGUUAAGAGAGAAUAUCGGGAUCGUUAGUCAAGAACCGGUAUUGUUUGAUAUGACCAUAUCAGAAAAUAUCUCGUAUGGUAAAGAUGAUGCAAGUCGAGAAGAAAUUGAGAUGGCCGCUAAACAAGUCAACAUGCAUGAUUUCAUUUCAUCCUUACCAAGGGGUUAUAACACAAAACUUGGUACAUCAGGAUCUCAAUUGUCAGGGGGAGAACGUCAAAGGAUCGCAAUAGCAAGAGUUUUUUUAAGAAAUCCAAAGAUUCUUAUACUUGAUGAAGCUACAAGUGCAUUGGACACAAAAAAUGAGUCUUUAAUUCAGGAAACUUUAAGCAAGGCUCAACAAGGUCGUACCACUUUGGUGAUAACUCAUCGUUUAAAAAAUGUCAAAAAUGUGAGUAAAAUAGCGCUCGUGGAACAUGGUCAAAUUGUAGAAUCUGGCACUCAUAAAGAAUUAAUGUCACUUCGUAGAGAAUAUUUUGAAUUGUUAAGGAGUGAUAAUUCAUAUGACCAAUGA